Messenger RNA from Cottoperca gobio, 5024 nucleotides. It is a transcript of the gene carmil1, whose product is annotated as capping protein regulator and myosin 1 linker 1. NCBI's taxonomy places the organism in Eukaryota, Metazoa, Chordata, Actinopteri, Perciformes, Bovichtidae. Gene Ontology annotation, cellular component: lamellipodium; plasma membrane. The record is from RefSeq and is a predicted model, not a curated record. Gene Ontology annotation, molecular function: protein binding. Bases 363 to 4661 code for a protein of 1432 amino acids. The transcript is spliced from 37 exons. Gene Ontology annotation, biological process: cell migration; regulation of Arp2/3 complex-mediated actin nucleation.
UGUGCCUCCCUGAUUUGUUGUCAUACACACACCGACUGUCUUCACUUUUGGAUCUGUCUCAUACUGAAACCACUUUCAAUUAAAGUGUGUACCCCUCCUCCUGUCACGUACAAGUCAGUGUAAUUCAGAAGCAACGUAGUUAUGUGUGAGUGUUUACGGGCAUGUAGGACGCAGACAGUAACAGUUAGGUAAGCAGGGUGUCGACAGGUGAAACAACUGAAGAAAACGGGGCAACACCUUCACCGUAUUUUAUCGCUUCCUCCGGUUAAACCUCCCUGUCCAGCCGCAUCUCCUCUCGGGUUUACUCGCUUCUCCUGUCCUGCUCACCGGACUCCUAUUCGGUGUUUACCUCGGCAGAAGAAAUGUCGGAGGAAAAAACGGAACUUCCCAACGAACUGUUCGAGAGCGUGCGGGAGGCGGUGGGUCGGAGGGUGAAGUUGACCUUGAGGCGCAAAGUCCAGCUGGAGGUCAAAGGUGACAAGGUGGAGAACAGAGUACUGGUAGAACACUCCUUCAGCUACCUGGAUAUCCAGGGAAUCAGCAGCAACAAGCCCACUCAGUUGGUGUUGGAGAAUGAGCGUGGUCCAUGGAGCCUUCGGCUGAACUCGGUGGAGGAAGUGGACGAGGUGAUCGCUCACAUCGGCAGCUGUCUGCACCGGAUCUCCCCCGCCGGCUCACCUGUAAAGGUGAUGAAGAAGUUGAGUCUGAAGCCUCCAGAGAGGACGACGUCCCUCCAGGCAAUAUGGGAAGAACAGAGCUCUGCCGAUCUGGGACCCUGUGGCGGGUUUUCUCAUCAGUACUGGUGUGUGUGUGAUAACCUGGGUCUGCCGUACAGAGAGGAGGUCCAAUGGGAUGUGGACACCAUCUAUCUAACUCAGGACACCAGAGAGCUCAACCUGCAGGACUUCAUUCACCUGGAGAACAGGGAUCUGGUGGCGAUCAUCGCCGCUCUGGAGUACAACCAGUGGUUCACUAAACUCUCCGCCAAAGACUACAAGCUGUCAACAGAUAUGUGCGAUCAGAUCUUGAGAGUGGUGGCUCGGUCCAGCCGGCUGGAAGAGCUGGUGCUGGACAACACUGGACUUAGAAGUGAUUUUGCUCAGAAACUGGCCAGCGCUCUGUCACACAACCCCGCCUCCACGCUGCACACAAUCAACCUGAGCAGCAACUCACUAGAGGACAAAGGUGUUUAUGCUCUGAGUGCUCAACUCGCUAAACUGCCCAUGGGCCUAAAGUACCUGAACCUCUCCAGGACCUCCAUGUCUCAUAAAGGUGUGAACAUCCUCUGUCAGGCUCUCUGUGCCAACCCUGCAGUCGCCGCCGCACUCACACACCUUGACCUGUCGGGAAACUCCCUCAGAGGAGACGACCUGCAGAACCUGUACAGCUUCCUGAGUCAACCCAACUGCCUGGAGACUCUGGAUCUGUCCAACAGUGACUGCUUUGUGGAGCAGGUGUGUGCGUCUCUGCUCAGAGGAUGCUUGAAUCAUCUUUCUGUCCUCAACAUGUCAAAGUCAAUCUUCUCUCACAGGAAGUGUAAAGAAAUCCCUUCGUCCUUUAAGCAGUUCUUCAGCAGCUCUCAGGCUCUGAGCUCAGUCAGCCUGUCGGGAACCAGGCUGCCUCUGGAGGCUCUGAAAGCAUUGUUGUUGGGGCUCGGCUGCAACCCAAACCUCAGCGACGUGUCUCUGGAUCUCAGCUGCUGUGAGCUGCGUUCAGGAGGCUCCCAGAUCCUGGAGGGUUGUGUGGCCGAGAUUCCCAACAUCUCCAGUCUGGACAUUUCUGACAACGGUCUAGACAUGGAUCUGACCACCCUGCUGGUCUGGCUGGCCAAGAAUCGCUCCAUCAGACACCUUUCACUGGGCAAAAACUUCAACAACAUCAAGUCCAAAAAUGUGUCUCAGGUUCUGGACAACCUGGUUCACAUGAUUCAAGAGGAGGAAUCACCGCUGACCUCGCUGUCCCUGGCUGAUUCCAGGCUGAAGACCGACCUCUCCAUCGUCCUCAACGCUCUGGGCAGCAACACCUCUCUGACCAAACUGGACAUCAGUGGAAAUGCUAUGGGAGACAUGGGCGCCAAGAUGCUGGCAAAAGCCCUGCAGAUCAACACCAAACUCAGGACGAUAGUGUGGGACAAAAACAACAUCAGCCCUCAGGGUCUGCAGGACGUCGCUGCUGCUUUAGAGAAGAACUACACCAUUCGUUUCAUGCCUGUUCCCAUCAUGGAUGCUGCUCAGGCAUUGAAGGCGAGCCCAGAGAAGACAGAGGACGCCUUACUAAAGAUGGAGCAGUACCUGCUGAGGAACCAUGAGACACGUAAAUACCUCCAGGAGCAGGCGUACAGGCUGCAGCAGGGAAUAGUCACCACUACUACGCAACAGAUGAUGGACAUGAUGUGUGUGAAGGUGCAGGACCAUCUGAACUCUCUGAGGUUCACAGAGACUAACUCGGUCCAGGAGGACAUGAAGGUGGCAGAGAACUUCAUGAAAGAUGCCAGGAAUUCCAAGACACUGCUCCCCAACCUGUACCACCUGAAGAGUGGGGGGUCCAGUGGAGCGUGUGUUGGAGCCAUUCAGGACAAGCUGGAGUCCAUGGCUGGAGAGGUGGCGCGGGUGAUGGACGAACAGCUGCAGACAAUGCUGUUGUCCAUGGUGGACACGGCUGAGGGUCUGUGUCCUCAUGUGAUGAAGAGGAGCAGCCUUCGCCAGGAGCUGCUGAAGGCUGGAACAGGGAAGAUGAGCGUUCCCCGCAGCUUCAUCACCACCACGCUGCUGGAGCAGUCUGGGGUCGACAUCAUCAACAAGAUCAGUGAAGUGAAGCUGAGCAUGGCGUCAUUUCUGUCUGAUUGCAUCGUGGAUGAGAUCUUGGAUUCUCUGUCCAAAUCACAGCACACUCUGGGUGACCAUCUGAUCAAGAAAAGUCAGCUUCUACUGCAUCAGGAGCCCCAGACAGAGACAGAGGUUCUGGAUGAGAUGAUUCUGCAGCCAGGGAAUCACAACCAGGAACAGAAACACAGACAUCACCGGGACCAGAAACAUGGGCUGGAGGAUAUGGACACCUGCAUUAUGACUUCUAAAUCCAAGAGGAAGAGUAUUCUGGUCCGGAUGCUGCGCCCCGUCUCUGUGGCAUUUGAGAUGGAGUUUGACCUGGACAAGGCUCUGGAGGAGGUUCCUAUCCAUGUUGAGGACCCCCCUCUUCCUCCUCUUCCUUCACAGCCAUUGGAUAGAAUGUCAUCCUACUAUGGAGACCUCCCCCCUCCCCCCACUCCACUCGAUACAAAGUCUGUCUGUUUGGGCGAGCUGCCGCCUAUAGAGCACAAGAUGCUGGAGCAUCACACUAAACUCCGCCCAAAACCCAAAAAGAGGACAAAACCCAGCCGACCACGUCGGAAGGCCACUGGCAGCACAGCGCCACAAGAGGCAGAACAGAACAGCAUCAUGGGAAAGCUUGAUGAGGGCCUGGAGGACUUCUUCUCCAAAAAAGUCAUUAAACUCAGCUUCAAACUUCCCACUGUGAGAGGUCCGUCCUCCAGCACACAGGAAUCAGCAGAUAAGAAACGUGAAUCCAGGAAGAGCGGUUUCUUUAACCUCAUCAAAUCCCGAACGUCCCGCUCAGAGAAGAGUCAUGGAGCUGCCUCCAUCACUCCACCCAACCCUGCCUCCUCCACCACUGCUUCACCAUCUCACUCUUUUACCUCAGUGACUGAGGACACGCCGCCGACAUCGCCCACUCCUCAUGCAAAAAACCCUGGCAUUGUGGUAGACCCCCAUCAGGAGCUCCACAGGGCUCAAUCCUCGGACCACACAGAUUCUGAGAUGGAGGCUUCUCCGACUACAGAGGAACCUACUGAAGAGGAGAAAGAGGAGAAAAAUGUGGAGAAGGAGAAUGUGGAGAAUAAGGAGAACCUGGAGAAAAAGGAGAACCCUCACAUUCCCCGCCAUAUUGGGGUCCCUGUGAUGGGCAUGGACCUGCUGGCUGAGAUGAAGGCCAGGCAGGAGAGAAUGGCUGUAAAGAAGUCCGAGUCGUCAUUCUUGCUGGACAAGGUAGAGGAUGACAAAGCUAAGUCCGACGUCCAUCCCAUUGGCCCAGCAGACGCGGAGGAGUCCAGACCAGAGCCGACUCCAAGGUCAAAACCACCCAGCGUCACCCCUAAACCCCCACCCCAGGCCACCAAACCUCCUCUGGGGCCCCGCAUCUCUGGGCCCCUCAGUCCGGCCAGUCCAACCAGUCCCAGGCCAAGCAGCACCUACAUCCUCGAUGACUCUGCUGAAGCAGGCAGCUCUUCUGCCAAAGGUCCACUUCCUGCUCCUCGCCUGAAGAGGGCGCCGUCAGAGCAAGAGAGAGAGAGCACCAGCAGCAACCCUGCAGGACCCCUGUCUCCACUGGACGAUGAGAAUCCAGAGGAUGGUGACGCAUUCGAGCCGCUCAGUCCAGCGAUUGAACACUGUGGCAGACACUGGUCGUCUCUGAAAGGUUCAGCCAGUCCUCCUGCUGCAAUUGAAGACGACCGAGAGCGAACCAAGUCCCUCCCCGCCUACGUGAGGCCUCCAUCUCUCGCAGACACAGAUCUCAGUCCAGCUGAGGAGGACAUUCCAUCCCUGACUGCUGAUCUAAAGUCGGACAACAAAUCAGAGGACGAGUCAGACGACGGCCCUCCAGUCUGAUACCAACUAAAUCCUGCUUGACUGUCCUCUACACAUCCGAGAAACAUUAAGAGGCCAAUCACAAACAUACAGUGGACAAUCAUUUAAUUUAAUUUCUUACAAUUCCUAGUGAGGCACAUGUUAGCAGAGGGCACACUGUAAAGAUGUAAUGCUGUUAUCAGUGAAGUUUCCUGACCUUGGAUCCGUCCAGACCAAUGGACACCAAAACAGCUCCAUUACGAUCUCUCUCAACAGCUCUAAUAUGACCAUAAAGAGCAGGCCAGAUGAGUUUUAUCUGGUGCAGAGACAAUCUGUUAGAUAUAGCUAUAAAAAGGUCAGUUAGUCCAAAGCACUGAGGAGAACGAGUAUGACUGUCUAAGUACA